GCGCAUGCGUUAAUUCCCAGAAUUUUUUGCAGAAAUGGCAGCCAGGAGUUGUGAUGCUGGAAUGAAGUUCGGCCAUGUUCUGGUUAAAGAUGGAUGUAUAUUUUUGAAGUCUGCUCUUUCCUUUGCAUUUGUCAAUAUUAAACCUGUUGUGUCUGGACAUGUUCUUGUGGCACCAAAAAGGUGUCUUGAAAGAUUCUCUGAUCUCACACCAGAAGAAGUUAGUGAUGUCUUUAUGACUGUUCAAAAUGUAUCAAGUGUUAUCCAAAAACAUUUUGAAGCAGAUUCCAUGACAAUAGCAGUCCAGGAUGGUCCUGAAGCUGGACAAACAGUAAAGCAUGUCCAUGUGCAUAUACUUCCUCGUAAAGCUGGAGAUUUCACUCACAAUGAUGACAUUUACAAAAAGUUAGAGAUGCAUGACAAAGACUUAUCCAAAGACCUUCAUGGAUAUAAUGAAACAGUAAAGCUGCCAAAACUGAGAACAGAAAAACAAAUGGCAGCCGAAGCUUCAAUUUUAAAGUCUUAUUUUGUAUAAACACUUACCAAAAAUGAAGAAUCAGUCUGCCUGUAAAUAAUAUGCAGAAACUGAUAUCUAUAGGAAGAUUUCUUUCGUUUCAGACAUUGGGCAGUUGUGUUACUAAGUGUAAAGUAAUCAUCACUAUUUUUUUUACUUGCUACCCUCCAUAAAUAUAUCCAGACAACGACUUUUUUUGCUAUGUUUCAAAUUGGUAAAAGCUGCGAAAGUGCUAAUUUUAAAUGUAUGGAUGAAAUAUAAUAUUUUAAACUCCCAGUUUUGCAAAGACUUUGCAAGCGUUACCAUUUUGCAUGACAAACAGAUAGAAAAACAUACAGGUAUUAUGAUAAAAAGACAAUUCUUAUUAUUUUUUUGUGGAAAAUUAAUGUGCUGGUUUUUCAUGAUAUCCAAAAUUUAAAAAAAAUUAAUAAUAUUAAUAUUGAAUAAGUCAGAAACAUUGUGGUUCCAUGUAAUAUUGCAAUCAAAAUGACCAACAAUGAUUAUAUUUAUUAAACAAUAUAUUUCGGAAAUUUAUUCCAUCUUCAGGUCUAAAAUAUAAAAAACAUAUUCAGUAAAAACUGUUAAAAACAUUAAAAUAAUAAAGUUUUUUUAUCAUACAUAUCAUACAUAGCAUCAUACACUGUACACAAAUCAGAAAAAAGCUGAUGGUAAUUAAAUCAUAAUUACCCACGUCAUAAUUAAAAUUUAAUCACCAGCGGCCUGAAUCUAUAUUCAUCCUUUGUAUUCAAAGAUGGUUUCAAUUGAUUGAUGAAAAGAGCCUCUAAAGUCAUUAAAUGAUACGUUGAUUUUGAGUUUGAGCACAAGAUCGUUACGUCAUCAAUCGACAAUUCACGUUCGCAUUCUUUCCAAUGAUCCGCAACCGGGCCAUUUCGUCGAUGUUCUUUGAAACGACAUAUCAAAUGACGGCUUGUUUGACCGACAUAGCAAGACGAACAUCUUGGACAUGAAAAUUUAUAUACUACGCCACUUUUCAAAGAUUUUUCGACUGUUGGCUUUAGUGAUGGUAGUCAGCUUUUCAGUUUAUUCAGCGUGAAUAUAAUUCUGCACGGAGCUUUGAUGUUGUUAAGCGUUCGUUUGAAAUUAUCCGAAACGUUACCACGAUACUGAAUAAAUAACAAUUUUUCUUCUGUUUCCUCUUCUUCUUUUUCUUUUUCUUUUCCGUCCUGAUCAGUUUGUGGAAUCGGCUUUUCAAUGAUUUUUCUCAAUGUGUCUGAAAUAAUGGGGUCGUAGAAUUCAGCGGGAUAUUGGUUGUUAUCUAGAAUUCCUUUAGCCUUUUUCAGACUUUCAUGAAAUGUUUCCCAACUGCUACAAGCUCUAUAGACUCUAUGUACAAGUCCAGACACAACCGAUCUCUUGUAUUGUUUUGGUGCAAGGGCGUGGAAAUUUAGUGUUAAACCAGUGUCAGUUGGUUUUGUAUACCACUUUGAGACAAGGUUUCCGUGUGUUCUUUUUAUAGACAUGUCUAGAAAUGCAAUUUCUCCAUUGUUUUCACGCUCGAUAGUAAACUUUAGUGAUGGGUGAAUAUUAUUAAUCUCAUUCAACUUUUCCUGGAUCUUAUCUUUGUUGAUAUUUCUGAUAAUAUCGUCCAUAUAUCUCGCGAAUAAAUCUGCAUCUCCCUUGAUAAUAUCGUCAAAUUUACUGAGCCAACCAUUAGCAAGCAUUGAAGCUGGUGGGCUCCCCAUUGCCAAUCCAUCGACUUGUUGGUAAUAUCCAUCAUGAGUCGACAUAACUACAUUGCUACUACAUAGUAAGGUUAAUUUAUGAAAAGUUUCUCGAUCUACUGGAGGUUUUUCGUAUUUUCCAGAAUAUAAAAGACUGGUACAAUCAUCAAUUGCUUCGUUCAGUGGUACAUUUGUAUAUAGGGAUGUGACGUCAAAACUCACAAGUUCCUCAUUUUCUGCAAGUUGGAGAUGUGUAAUUAGAUCGGAUAUUUGUUUCGUGGAAGAAUUGAUGUUGCAUUCAUCUACUACUGACAGCCACUUUGCUACCUGGUUUGCUAGUUUGUAAUAUGGAGAACCUGGCAUCGAUAAAACUGGUCUCAUUGGUGUGUUAUUUUUGUGUACUUUAGCAAGUCCGUAGAUUCUAGGUGGUUGACUUCCUAUUGGCUUUAGUUUAUCAUAAAGCUGUUCACUGAUUUUUCCCUUCACUUUUAACUCUUUCAGGACAGAUGUAAUUCUUUCUUCUUCUUUGAACACAGGGUUCUUCUCAUUUUUCCUUUUAGAUGUAAGUUUAUUAAAUUGGGGUAAACCAAUGAUGUCGUUCAUUUUGUUGUUAUAACUUUCAACUUUCAUAACACAAAUGCCGAUGCCCUUGUCGAAGGGAACUGCUACCAAGUUGUUGAGUUUUAGAUACUUUUUUGUCAUUUGAAUGUUUUUAGAUGGUUUUUGCUUAUUGCAUUUCUUAACGUAUGCCAAAGUCUUAACAUUUAUGUCAGUGAUUAGCUCGUCGUUAAUCUUUUUAUCUUUGCAAAAUCUAAUCAAAUCAUCUAAACCAGUUAACACAUCAUUUUUGUUGAACUUCUCUAUGAUGGGGUUUCUUGGACCCAAGGCUAAUGUUUCCAUAACAUAUUUUGGGAGUCUCUCCGUUAAUUCAUAGCAAAUUGCUGUGUUUUUCACAUUAAAUAACGGUUUUCCUUGCUCAUCUGACAGUUUGUUCAAUUUCUUAUUCAGCGUAUCUGCAUGUGUACUUCUGAACUGUCGAAUUUCGAGUCUAGUAUGGAAUAUAAUUGAUGGUAUGAUACGAUAUGAUACUUUACUUUUUAAUAUCUCCCGAUUUUCAUGUAGUUUCUCUUCCGCCGAUAACAAAUCUUUCUUAGCGUUAUAUAACUCCUUUCUAAGCAAUUUCAGUUGAAAUUCCAAUACAGCUUUGUCGUCAAAACAACCAUUUUCGGGGAUACGAAACUUAAGAAAUUUCGGAAUUAUGUUUGAUUUAAGACAUUCUUCAAGGAAACGAAUACGAAGACUGUGAUUCUCUUUCUUCUUUAACGAUUUAAGAUAAUGUAGAAAAUCUUUCCACCAGUCAUUUCGUUUUAUUUAAUAAAUAUAAUCAUUGUUGGUCAUUUUGAUUGCAAUAUUAAUAUUACUAGUUAUUUAAACACGUGAAAGAAUCCACUUUAAAAAAAAAAAUUAAAAUUUAUUGUAUGUUUUGUAUCACAAAAUUAUUUGUUGUCAAUUUCAUUAAAAAGACACGAACAAUCAAAUGUAAUUUUUAAAUGAAAUAGCAAUAUUAUAACAAUGUUAGGUUAUAACCCUAACCCUAAGGUAGAAGCCAAGAUUUUUUUUCUGAAGAUUUUGUGUGACCAGGUUUUGAUUAAGAAAGAACACAUUUAAUUUGAAUUUCAUUGUAUCAAUUUUUCAAAUACAUGUACAAAGAGAAGACGAAACUUUCAAUAUACAUAUUUUAAACGUUUUUUAAACGUUUUUUCAACCAAAGUUUAUUCUUCGUUUUGUUUGUUGCUCAUUGUGGCGAUGAAUGUUUAUAUUAAAGUAAUAAAUUUAUGUGUGCACCAUUUUACGUGGAUUUAAAAGUAUCAACAUUUUGAAAUGGACGUAGUGUUUUUAAUAUUUUUAUUACCAUGGUUGCUCGAAAUGAUUAGGUUUAAAAUGUAAUUUUGUUUUUUACUAUGUGAUAUGAUUUUAAAAUAUGGAUGUUUCUGUAAACACUUAGUUGAGAAAUGUGAAUUGUUUUGACGUCGCUGUUAAGAAGAGUUAAAAUAACUGUUA
This is a messenger RNA of Hydractinia symbiolongicarpus, 4254 nucleotides long. RefSeq names its product bis(5'-adenosyl)-triphosphatase-like. Gene Ontology annotation, molecular function: ubiquitin protein ligase binding; bis(5'-adenosyl)-triphosphatase activity. The record is from RefSeq and is a predicted model, not a curated record. Gene Ontology annotation, cellular component: cytoplasm; plasma membrane; nucleus. Gene Ontology annotation, biological process: intrinsic apoptotic signaling pathway by p53 class mediator; negative regulation of proteasomal ubiquitin-dependent protein catabolic process; diadenosine triphosphate catabolic process. The coding region runs from base 35 to 532 and encodes 165 amino acids. NCBI's taxonomy places the organism in Eukaryota, Metazoa, Cnidaria, Hydrozoa, Anthoathecata, Hydractiniidae. The transcript has 5 exons.